This is a messenger RNA of Frieseomelitta varia, 1467 nucleotides long. Its product is annotated as serine protease inhibitor dipetalogastin-like. The record is from RefSeq and is a predicted model, not a curated record. The transcript has 8 exons. The coding region runs from base 34 to 1086 and encodes 350 amino acids. NCBI's taxonomy places the organism in Eukaryota, Metazoa, Arthropoda, Insecta, Hymenoptera, Apidae. Gene Ontology annotation, molecular function: serine-type endopeptidase inhibitor activity; protein binding.
AAACGUUUAAUUAUUCCUCACAUCUAAAUAUAUAUGAUGAAGUAUUUGUUACUUAUUUUUGGUGUCAUCCUCGCUUCUCGAAGAGCAUCGACCUUCACAUUAGCGAACAAGGAAGUGUUUUAUCAAAGUUGCGAGAUUUUCAACAAUUCCGAUAUCUACGAUGGGCUGAUUUGUGGCAGCGAUGGGAUUACCUAUGCAAACAGUAUAUAUUUGGACUGUGUCAAUUAUCAGACGUUUCAAAACGUCGUGCCUGUGCAUUCUGGAGAUUGCUUACCGAUGGACGAUUACUGCAAAAUAAAUCUAUUUUAUCGACCGGUCUGCGGCUCCGAUGGGCGCACGUACACGAACCUGGAAUCACUUUUGUGCGUUAAUUACAAGUAUUCGCUAGAUAUAAUGGUGGUUUCAAAGAACGCGUGCAACGUUAUAGAUCAGUGUUACGGCCAAGAGGCUACAAUGUACGUUUUCAACCCUGUCUGUGCAAAUAAUGGCUUCACGUAUCAAAACGCGGCUCAGGUGAAGUGUUUGCAACGAUUUAACACUGAUCUAAGGAUUCUCCACAAUGGAGGCUGCAGCGUUAAGGAAGUUUACAGCAUUUACGACAGCAUCGAGAAGGUCUGUGACAUUGCCAACAGUAGGUACGAGUGGAAUCCCGUGUGCGCUUCAGAUGGCGUUACUUAUUCCAAUCCUUUUGAAUUCUUGUGUUAUCAAGCUGAUUCGGAAUUGGUCUCGGAUGACGAGUGCGGGAAGAGCACGCAGCAGGUCUCGUGUGCUGACCUCACGACCUUAGACAGUGCCAGUGGGACCAUCACCCGGGAGGACGAGGUUUGCGGAAGCGAUGGCGUCACCUAUCGAAGUAUUCAUCACCUGCAAUGCUACAACAGUCAAAAUAAAUACUUGUCCGUGAAGCGUUCUGGAGCUUGCGUAGAACCGGAGGACGACCCGUGUAUGUCUAUACCCGAGGAAGAUCUUCGACUUCCGGUGUGCGGCAGCGACAAUUUGUCCUACGUGAGCCCAGAGGCUCUGUGGUGCGCGAAAUCGAAGUUCCCAGGUAAAAAGUUGACAUUUGCUUACGACGGGCCUUGCUAGCAUUCUCACGCGAUUAAUCCACCUUUCAUUCGGUUUGCUCUAUCGAAGAUGAAUGACUCGCCUCUGAUGGCUCUUCCUUGAGAAAAUGACUUCAACCUUCAACCCCGUUCGUGUCGAAUAUUCUCUGUCGUUUCCGGUCGUUCACACAUUAAGUCAGAUCCUUUACUACUGUAUUUGAACGAACAAGUCAGAUAAUAUUUGAAUUAUUAAGUCAGUAUUAUAUUAGAUAUGUUGCUGCAACUUUCAAUCUUCCCAUAAAUGUAUAAAAAUCCACUGCAGUCUAACAAACAUCAUCUGACGGGCGUCUUUUAGUUGCUAAGUCCCAAAUUGUUUCGCGCGUUUGCGAGAAUUUCUGUGCCAUUUCGUCCAAUAAAUUUAAAC